Messenger RNA from Symbiodinium necroappetens, 1783 nucleotides. The record is from the annotation of a GenBank genome assembly. NCBI's taxonomy places the organism in Eukaryota, Dinophyceae, Suessiales, Symbiodiniaceae.
GUCGGGCACCUUUGACUUCCUCACGAACGACUGGCACCUGCUGUCGCUGCACGGGAGCUGGGCCUGCGAGCGGCAGAUCACUACCCGCAGGCUGCAAGAAGGCACCAUCCACAUUGGCAGCAAUCGUGGUGUGUCUUCCCACCAGAUGAACCCAUUUUCUGUUCUUUCGGCCGGUCCGCCCUCUGAAACCUCGGGGCAGUGCUGGGGAUUUUGCCUGCUCUAUUCUGGCAACUGGCUCAUGGAGGUGGAACAGAGUCAGACUGGAUGCGUGCGAGUCAACGUCGGUCUCAGCAACACGCACUUCAAGUGGGACCUGCGCGACCAAGAAACCUUCGAGUCUCCCGAGUGCGUCUGUGUCUAUUCGGACAAAGGACUGGGUGAGAUGACGCGGAGCUUCCACCGGCUCUUGGGCGAGAGGCUGAUCGCGCCGCGCUGGCGGAACCUCAUUUGCCCGGUCUUGAUCAAUACAUGGGAGGCCCUCUACUUCGAGGUCUUCCACGACAAGAUACUGGAGCUUGCGCGCCCUGCUAAGCAGGUCGGCGUCGAGCUUUUGGUCCUCGAUGACGGAUGGUUUGGCCGGCGGAACGACGACACGACUUCCCUCGGUGACUGGAAGGAAGAUCCGCGAAAGCUACCGCGUGGCUUGAAAGGGCUGGCCGAGGACUUGAACCAGAUGGGUCUGAAAUUGGGCCUCUGGGUGGAGCCGGAGAUGGUGAACAAGGACAGCGAGCUUUACAACUUGCAUCCAGAAUGGGUGUUGCAUCAUCCGGCCCGGCUUCGGUCGGAGGGAAGGAACCAGCUCGUCUUGGACCUCACGAGCAUCGAGGUGCAGGAUUACAUCAUACAUGCAGUGAGCUCCGUGCUGGCCAGUGCCAACAUCGAGUAUAUCAAGUGGGACAUGAACAGAGCGCUUACGGACGCCUUCUCAGCGGCACUUCCGCCCCGCCAGCAGGGUGAGGUCUAUCACCGUUACGUCCUUGGGCUUUAUCGAGUCUUCGAGACGAUCACGUCGCGAUUCCCGCACGUCCUCUUUGAGAGCUGUGCGUCUGGAGGCGGACGCUUUGACGCAGCUCUCCUAGCCUGGUGUCCACAGGCGUGGUGCUCGGACAACUCCGACGCCUUCUCGAGGACGAGGAUCCACAUGGGAACCUCCUUGUGGGCUCCGACGCGGUGCAUGGGGGCGCACAUCGCUGCGUGUCCAAGCCACCAGACGCGGCGGACGCUGCGGGCCCAGCCGACGCGCUUCAUUGUGUCUCUUUGGGGCACCUUUGGCCUCGAGUUGGACUUGAACGCGCUGCCGGAGAAGGAGCUCAAGGAGGUGGCGGAGCUCGUCGCGCUGCGGCAGCGGCUCUGCCAGGUUACGCUGCAUGGCAGUUUCUUCCGUCUGCCAGGCUUCGGUUAUCCUGGAGCGGCUCAGGGCAACUCUGCUGGCAUCGGAGAUUCGCAUGUCUAUGCCUGGAUGUUUGUGUCACCAGAGCAGGACCGCGCAGUCGUGAGCGCGAUUAUUUUCCAUCGCGACACGGUGGGCAAGUUCCCCUCGCGACUGAAGCUUCGAGGUUUGAGGUCCGAGUGCCACUACCAAGUCAGUGAGCACGUUCCGACAUUGGCGGACGAAGGCAUCUUCAACGGCAUCUUCCAACCAGGUGGUCCGCAGUUCAAGCAUCGCAGGCGUUUGACAUUGACAGGAUCGGUCUUGAUGGAGCUUGGCAUUCCGGUCCAUUUCAACUUCGACGGAGACUCCAUGCUUUUGGAGCUGCAGGUCGUGAGGCCUGAGCCGGCUUGA